GACUCGACCUCAUAAAUGUCAUAUCGGGCAAAAAGAUUUUACCUCAAAUUUUGCCCAGUUCUUGAAGUUAUGCGUCAAAAUUGUUGUUUUCUUAGAAUCACCGAUGCAUUGAUGUAUAGGAUCGGAGAAUGUAUUAAAUUAGAUGAAAAACUGUGAGAUAGCAUCAAGUGACUGUGACAAAAUGGUAUAAGUCCUAGACAUGAUGACAUCAAUCCAAAGUUGGAAAUGUGGCCUGUUCGUGACUGCCAUCAUCCUGCUCUUGAUUAGGGGAGGAAUUGCUUUUCCUGAUGCAACAAGCCCGGAAUUCAAACAAAGCAUAAAAGAUGAAAGUCUUUCUUCUUGGGAGAAAUUUUCUGAAUUUUUCCAUAGUAUUUUUAAGAAACCUGUUUUCGAUUUCCACAACAGGGACAGGCGUUCGAGCCCUCGGCUUGAUGUUAACCAGAAAAAUGUCUCGGGUGGGUAUAAAGCUGUUGGAAUUAGUAAUCAUACAGAGGUCAUCGAUGCUUCAGGGCAGAACAAUGAUAGUGACAUCAAUCCAAAACCUGAACAUAAACCUUUUGUUGUUUUUGGUGUCCAUAGCGUAAACGCUACAGCUCCUGCAGCUGGUACUGAACUCGCUACCACGACGACUCUGCUGACUAGUCCGACGAAUAGUGCCACAGUUUUAACAGAACCUGUGGUGCCUAGAGGAAACUCUAACGUAAUUAAUGAAGAACCAAUGAUUCCCCCUAAUUCCUCCAAAAUAGCAGAACUCGUGACCAUGCAACGAACCCCAACAUCGCCUAAUGUAGUCUCAACUCGGAAGACACUUGCAAUUAAGUUUACUACUCGAGUUCCUUCAGUUGACAUCACUACAGAACAGGACAAUACUGUUACUGAGUCACAGACUAGCCUAGAAGCUGAAGUAGCAGGAAAGCCUGAACCAACCGAUAAUCCAAGGUCUGAAAAUGAAGUCAAACCUGAGCCUAAAUCUUUGGGUAGCAGUCCGGAGCCAACAGCUGCAAAGGGAGCAGAACCAAAGCCUACCUCUACAAUGGGAGCUGACCCAGAACCUAGCUCUGCAGCUGAAGCUGAACCCGAAGUGUUUGCGGCGACUCGGAAACCAUUUGUUGAGCCAGUGCCUGUUUGGUAUGAAGCAAAAUUGGCAUGGGGUCCCGCAUGGGAGUUCCACAUAUAUUUCGUUGGAUUGGCUUUUGCAAUUUUGGCUGUUUACUCCGUUGUGAGCAUUUUACGACUGUGGCAAAAGAAGCAACUGUUAAGUCAGGGAUUCUUCAUUGCCGUCAAUGUCGUACUUGCUAUGAUGGGAAUAUUCAGAGCUGUAUAUUUCUUGAUUGAUGGUUACAACUCGCACGAGGUAUUCUCACCAGACGCUGUGGACUACUUCGUAUACACUAUAGGGUUCCCAUUCCUAACUUCGGCAUUUUGCAUUUUAUUCUUGGCACUGUUGCAGACAACUAAGGUACAGUUUAUGUCACCACGAAUUCAGAGCAGCCGUAUCUUGGCAGUUGUUAUUUCGGCCCACUUGAUCUUGUCUGUUACAACAGAUGCUGUCGUGGGAAGUAUAGCAUCCGCUCGCGCAUUGAUGUUUGUCUGUCAGUUAGUGUCAGUCAUGUGGGGAAUCUUAUUGUUUGCUGGUUAUUUCUACAUCUUCAAAACUCUGUAUUCUGCUGCUUUAAGACGACAGAAAGAUCUCCUGAAACUGAGCCUUGGUAAAUUGAGACUGCCUGGAAUCAAGCCGAUUCAUAAACCACCCCGUCUGACACUUGGUCUCGGAGUUAAAGUCACUUUAGUGACAGCAAUUACAGGUUUAUUAUACGCUGCGUUACAAAUGUAUGCCAUGAUUGGUGUUUAUGGUGUGUUCUCAAAAUCUAUACCCGCUCCAUGGCCAUGGUGGUGUUUCAAAUUUUCUUUGAGGAUCCUGGAAUUAGUGAUGUGCUUUCUGAUGAGUUACGUAGCCACGCAACCUUUUCGUUAUCAGAAGCGUCCUAAUCGCACAGUAUGUGAUUGCUUCUGCUGGGCGCCAUGUCAUGCUAUCUGUGAGGGACAGGAAUACGAGACGAAAGAAGAUAGCAUUUAUUGGAAUGAGAUUCAUGGUGUUUCUGUCAGCUACAGCCAGGAACUUGAUCCUGGUGAUCCGUCCCAAGUAACUGCCGCCAAAUAUAUGGGAUCUCCGGAUGAGUCUAUACCGCUAAGCAGUGAGGAAGAAGUAGCUUUACAGAAGUCAAGGUCAAAUACAAUCGAUUCUGAUUAUGGGGACUUAGACUUGGGGAGUGGACCGAUAGUCCUCAAUCCACAUGUUCUGUAUCAGAGGAAUCCUGAGCUUCUGUCUUUGAGGGAAGGGAGUCAUAAUGAAACAAAAUUGGAAAAUGAAACGAAAUUGGAUGAGCAAAGCCCAAUCAAAAUGCCACAUUCCGUUAAUUUGGAGGACAAUCUGAAUGGUGAGACUGAUAAUACGAAAUUUGCAUCUCAACAAAAUGAAAAUGUGCAGGAACAAAAAGCUGAUACUCCAAAUCGAAAAGUAGCGAACAGACCGUCUAGUUUGAAAGCAUUUUUACCAAGAUCGCCAAUGAAAGGCAACUUUCCUUUUCUGCAUUCAAAAGCAGAACAAGCUGGUUACAGUAACCUUGACAAUAAAAUUGACCCUAAGAAAGCUGCCCCUGUGAAACGGAGUGUAAGCGAUGCAGCAUCUUCGGUGAGAACAAAGAGUCACCAGGGCUCAAACUAUCUGUCUCUGUCUGACCUUGAAGUUCAUUCUGGUGUCCUUGACACUGCAGAGUGCAAAAGUCAAGGUCAGGAAAUGAUCCCAAAGAGUCCAACUAUACUGGAGGAGUCGGAGGAAGGAAAGACAGAUCAAAAAGGAAAUAUCAAUGUUUGAAAUGUAAUCAGUUUUCAUUUUGACAUAUCUUUUAUUCAAUUAUCCCAUAGCCUAGCUUUGAUGAGUGUAUUAUAGGAAUGUUGCAAAGGCUUGCUUUUAUUACUGCAUUUACCGGUAACUCUUUUACUCACCUAGACAUUUUCACAGGAAAACAAUGCUUGCUCUUUUUAACGAUUUACCAUCAGAUAAUUUCUGGUGUAGUCUUAAAAAUCAUGUUAUUGUCUCUUUUAAUGUUGUGAUAAUUCAUGUGAUCCUAUAGUCAUGAUGAUUGAUACAUGUAAAAUAGUUACUGCAUUGAUGUUUUUGUAUAAAAAAUUUGAUAUUUUUUAUUUUUACUGAGUUAAGUGCAUUUUUCACAAAUUAAAAAAAAGUUAUUUGUUGUUGUUUGGGUAAUGUAUAAACUGCUUUAGGGGGUGCUAGUAGUUGUUAAAAAACUGCCGUGAAUUUGAAAAACUAUUUGUAGCACUAGGAUCACUUAAAGAUUUUUGCUUCUUGGAAAUUGGAAAAAGGUGCCUUUACGAAUUAAUUUAGAAAGUCAUGCACACAUCUAGAUGUCCUGUGAAUUUUAUAGGCAGAUUAUAAUUUUGUUUGUUGUUGUCGCUGAGCACUAUAGAUAAUUGUAAGUGCUACAUUGUACUUAUGAUCUCUUUCCUUAUAUUAGUCCUGCCAUAUUCCUGUGAUCUACAUUCUAAAUGAUAUUUCCUGCCAUUCUGUUUUAUUAAAAUUACUGAUUGGAAUCAUGCAUGUUUAGGCAAUGUCUGUAGGGCAAUAAUAAAGUGGUCCUAUCCCAACUUAGCCUUCAAAAGACUGAUUUGGGAUGAAUAAAAAUUGUAUCCAGGUGCCCCACAGAAACUCUCUCCAUGCAACAAGCACAUUGUAAGGGUACUUUGUAAUGAGUUUCCAUCACAGCUUACCACUAUUGAGAGUCGUCGAGACAUAUUAUUGAAGGAACAGGAGAGCCAUCAGUAAUUCUGACACCUUCAAAGUAUGUCAUAUAUUUUUCACAGCUGCUGUAUUGAUUUUAUCUUUAUAUCACUUUUUAUGAUUGUAUGUAAAAUAUGAAGAGAGUCGUCACUAAACAAGAUAUGCGACAGGCAUCAGACCUUUUGGUGAUAACUGUGUCUUAUUUCACUAUGAAACUCUUCAUUCCUCCUAGAAAGCUAUCCUGGUACUACAAGUAUGUUGUCAUUUGUUGUGUCGUAGUUACCAAAAGGGUCUCCACCUUGGAUGUCUUUUCGCCAGGGGAAAUUUUUGUCCCUUUUUUAUAGGCAUUGUGCAUGUUGGCAUAGUCUUGGUAUCACAGAGCUUGUUGGACAUCGUCAUCUUUGUACUUGUUACUU
This is a messenger RNA of Lineus longissimus, 4215 nucleotides long. RefSeq lists its product as uncharacterized. The record is from RefSeq and is a predicted model, not a curated record. The transcript is spliced from 2 exons. The coding region runs from base 200 to 2875 and encodes 891 amino acids. NCBI's taxonomy places the organism in Eukaryota, Metazoa, Nemertea, Pilidiophora, Heteronemertea, Lineidae.